GUCUCUCUGAAGUAUUCUUUGAGUGAAAAACUAUUAAACAUAAAUCUUCAUUAAAUCAUUAUGAAUAAAUUGACGUUGAUAAUUGUAAUCGGUACUUUGACGGUUACUUUACAAGCAGUCACUGGAGAAUUGUCAAAGAGAUCACCUCAAGCGCCUCCACCUCCACCAGAUGUGCCAAAGCCGCCAGGAUUUAACAGGUUAGUGAGAUCGCCUCAAAUGCCACCCAAACCUGAUGGGAUGCCUGAACCUCCACCAAUACCUGCAGUUAACAGAUUGGCGAGAUCUCCACAAAUGCCUCCGUCUGAUGUUCCAAAACCACCAACAUUUAACAGGAUGGCAAGAUCUCCACAAAUCUCUCCACCAGAUGCUCCAAAACCACCAACAUUGAACAGGUUUGAAAGAUCUCCUCAAAUUCCACCAGUGCCUGAACCUCCAAUGCCAGGAGUAAACAGAAUGGCGAGAUCUGCGUAUAUCCCUCAACAGGAACUUCCAUUCACAAUGCCACCAGCUCCGUUCAGAUUCGUACGCAGCAUUAAUUCUCCAAAUGCCCCAACUGAACAGGAAUCUUCGAUUAGAAACGUUCGUGACGCUUCUAAGAAUGAUAAACAUCAUGGAAAUUUAGUCGUGAGACAACAAGCAGUUUAUUCCAGCUUUACAUCUAUUGGGAAUGAAGCACAUGAUGCAUCUGAACAAGCAGAGGAAUAAAACUUAAAAUCUUUCAAACUGCAAUGGAUUUAUUUUUAAAGGAAAAUGACUUUCAAUUGCAAAUUUAAUAUUUUAUUAUAUUUACACAUAUUUGAACAUCUCUACAUUAUUUUAAUAUUAAAUAAAAAGAGCGAACCCAAAACUGAAA
This is a messenger RNA of Clunio marinus, 853 nucleotides long. The record is from the annotation of a GenBank genome assembly. Lineage: Eukaryota; Metazoa; Arthropoda; Insecta; Diptera; Chironomidae.